Messenger RNA from Penicillium lagena, 1086 nucleotides. RefSeq lists its product as uncharacterized. Lineage: Eukaryota; Fungi; Ascomycota; Eurotiomycetes; Eurotiales; Aspergillaceae. The coding region runs from base 1 to 1086 and encodes 361 amino acids. The record is from RefSeq and is a predicted model, not a curated record. The transcript has 2 exons. Gene Ontology annotation, molecular function: hydrolase activity.
AUGUCUACCCCCAUAGUUGACUCCCACGUCCACCUCUUCCCGGCAUCACACCUCCCAACCCUCGCCUGGUACCGUCCCGGCAACCCCAUCGGUGCACAGCACAGCGUUGAUGAAUACCGCCACGCGAGCUCGUCGGUGUCUACUGAUGCGUCAACCCAUGAUCCAAAAUACCUGCGCGGGUUUAUUUUCGUGGAGGUGGAUCGCAUCUCGUCGGUAGCGGAGCAUGAUCCACCCGGAUGGACUCAUGCCCUGGAUGAGGUGUCGCUCCUCACGCGGAUUGCGCGGGGUGAGCCGAUCCCCGGAGAAGGACACCAGCCAGCACACCACAGUCUCUGCCUGGGGAUUGUGACGUGGGCCCCUGUUCCCGGCGGACCAAAGGUAUUGAGCGCGUACAUGGAUAAGGUGAAGGAGAGGACGAAGACGGAGGAUGUGUGGCGCAGGGUGUGCGGGGUGCGGUAUCUGACGCAAAACAGACCGGCUGGCACUAUGCUCGCUCCCGCCUUUGUGGAGGGUUUACGUUGGCUGGGCACGAAAGGCCUGGCCUUUGAGCUGGGCGUGAAUGCGCGACUGGGCGGGCUGGGACAGCUGCGAGAGUCGGUGGAGAUGAUGCAAAGGGUGUACAGUGGGGUUGCAAAGGACUCGAAGGAGGCAGUGACCAUUAUCAUCAACCACUUCAGCAAACCCAAUCUCCGUCUCCCACCAGCGUCAGUCCCUAACCACUCUGAUUACCUCGAGUGGAAAGAUCUCACGGAGAAAAUGGCCCACGCCCAUCCGCGAACAUACAUGAAGCUCUCCGGGGCACUAACAGAGCUACCACCGCUAGAUGCCGAGUCUGAAUUUGACAUCCCUGCCCUGGUGGAGCGGCUCAAGCCCUGGACAGAUGCGGUGUUUGAUGCAUUCGGCGCAGAGCGAGUGAUGUUCGGUUCAGACUGGCCGGUUUGCAAUACCGGUGGCAGCGGUGAUGUCGCAUGGAAUCGGUGGCGGCGUAUAGUCGAGGGGAUUUUGGAGAGAAGGGGGCUGUCCGAGGAGCAAAAGAAGGGUGUUUGGGGAGGAGUGGCCGUGGAGGCCUACGGUAUUCAACUAUAA